UGGGUGAGUGAUUCUUUUGGUCCAGUAGUUGCAUGUUACUAUGCGCUUGCAAAAAUCUGUCACAGCCCUCCUUUCGGUACGUUGCCAACAGGAGCAAACCCCACUUCUGUCGAUAAUCUGUCGCAUUGGAUUGGUGAGGAGAAUCGUUGUGAUUUAGAGCGCAGCUGUCAGCUAACCGCAGUCCUACUGACAAGGAAUGCAAAACAAGAGGGAAUAGUUUGUUGCAGGAGUUAAUAGCUAAGUUGUUGAGGUAUUUUUCACCAGACUGUGCUGGUUUUAUCCAAAAAGCCUAAGGAUGUGGCACAGCCUUAGAUGCGCAAACAGAGCGCCGGUGGGCAGAUUUUUACGCGGGCACAACGAUCCGAGACAGUUUCACUUUCAGGGGGGGGGGAAUGCAUCAAAAACAGCUGGAACAUGACUUGACCCACCCCCCCCCAAAAAAACAACCUGUAUCCUUUUGCGACCGUGUUGUCGUUUGUAAUUCGUUUUCAUAGCUGCAUCCCUCUGCGUGUGGACAUGAUGGAGCAGCUGGAAGAGGAGCUUACAUGCCCAGUCUGCUGCGGGCUCUUCGAGGACCCGCGGAUGUUGCUGUGCUCCCACAGCUUCUGCAAGAGGUGCUUGGAGGAACUCCUGGAGGGGAACCGAGGUCCGGCUUUCAGGACGCCUUUAAAAUGCCCCACAUGCCGCAAAGAGACCCCCCAUAACGGCGCAAAUAGCCUGCAGAUCAACUACUCUCUGCGCGGGAUCGUAGACAAGUUCAGCAAAAUUAAAGUGAUGCCUAAGACGUCCGUAUGCAAACAGCACUAUGGGCAGCCGCUUAAUAUGUUCUGCGCCACCGAUUUGAGGCUCAUUUGCGGAUUGUGCGCAACGACCGACGAGCACAAGGGGCACUGCUUCAGCUCCCUGGAGGACGCAUAUGAGCGAGAGAAGGGGGCGUUUGGAGAGCUGCUUCGAGAGGUGGAGAGCUGGCAGAGUGCAGAGACCCUAACCUGCCUGGAGACGCUGCAAGCCAGCAAGAAAAAGGCGCUUCAGUCGGUGACCAGGGACGCGGAGAAGGUGGCCGACUACUUUGACAAACUCAUCGGGUCCAUCGAGUGCAAAAAGAGCGAGAUCCUUUCCGAUUUCGAAACGCUAAAGCUGGUGGUGAUGCAGGCUUACGACCCGGAGAUCACCAAGCUGAGCGCAGCACUGGAGGAGCAGAGUCGAGCGCUCGGACUGGCAGAGUCCUUCAGGAGCGUCUCCGAGCCGCUGUGCUUUCUGCAGCAGAUGCAGGAGUUCCGCGAGAAGAUAAAGAUCCUGAAGGAGACCCCUCUGCCCUCUCGGAAAGACAUGGACGUUGGGCCCCUUGUGCGCAAUUUCGACGUGAAAAAGUGGGAUUCCCUCAAGCUCAGAGAAAUAGAUAAGAUCUCAGUCCCCCACGAGAGUGGCUCCUACCAAACAGGUGGCUCUCGGAUAACAUGGUCCAAAUGGGUAGUUUUAGCCCCGGUUCUCUUCCUGGCAACACUAUCUAUCAUUUUCCUGUCAUUGCCAUACAUUUCAAUCGACCUGACCUCAAAAAUCCAAGCGACGAUCACUGAAUGUUUCCCUCCCACUGCUGUGUACCCGCAAGGAAUGACUGACAUAUGCACAGGUUUGAAGGCAGGUCAGGAAUAUAUGAUAAAUAUAUUCAUUUCAGCUCUCUCCGCUAUUUUCAGUUGUUAGUGAUCUUAAUUGCUCCAAAAGAGCAGCAGGUUAGUGGAAACACCUGUUUACAUUGUGUUGUUUUUUUUAUUUUUUGCCUUCGUUCCUCAAUGAAGCUUCAAAAUCAAACAGAAUUCUCUCUAAAUCCGCGGAGGUUGCAAGCUAGACUUUUUAUGUUAUUUUGUACACUCACUUUUUUAUUUUUACUUGAUUAUGAAAAAAAUAAAUGUGGAAAAUCCCGA
Molecule: messenger RNA, 1922 nt
Organism: Girardinichthys multiradiatus
Lineage: Eukaryota; Metazoa; Chordata; Actinopteri; Cyprinodontiformes; Goodeidae
Gene: trim13
Product: tripartite motif containing 13
Exons: 2
Coding region: 517-1701 (394 amino acids)
Biological process (GO): positive regulation of canonical NF-kappaB signal transduction; innate immune response; positive regulation of macroautophagy
Molecular function (GO): zinc ion binding
Source: RefSeq, a predicted model, not a curated record